AUAUCGUACCAUUUAUAAAGUUAGAUACGAUUAGGGUUUUUUCCGCCAUCUCAGUACCCAACAACUCUCCCAGCUACUGCUGCUGUAACAUCUUCCAGCGGAAGCGCCAUGGCUUCAGAGAAGAAAUUGAGCAACCCCAUGAGAGAAAUUAAGGUCCAGAAGCUCGUUCUCAAUAUCUCCGUCGGUGAGAGCGGAGAUCGUCUCACCAGAGCAGCUAAGGUCUUGGAGCAGCUUAGCGGUCAAUCCCCUGUUUUCUCCAAGGCAAGGUAUACUGUGCGGUCUUUCGGAAUCAGGCGUAAUGAAAAGAUAGCUUGCUAUGUAACGGUCAGAGGGGAGAAAGCUAUGCAGCUACUUGAGAGUGGAUUGAAAGUUAAGGAAUAUGAGUUGUUGAGAAGGAACUUCAGUGAGACCGGCUGCUUUGGGUUUGGUAUUCAGGAGCACAUUGAUCUUGGAAUUAAAUAUGAUCCUUCAACUGGUAUUUAUGGCAUGGACUUCUAUGUUGUAUUGGAGCGUCCUGGAUACCGUGUUGCCCGUCGCCGCAGGUGCAAGUCUCGAGUUGGGAUUCAGCACAGAGUCACAAAGGAGGAUGCGAUGAAGUGGUUCCAGGUCAAAUAUGAAGGUGUUAUCCUUAACAAGUCCUCAAACAUUCAGUGAUAAGCUUAGAAAGCCAACUUCUGGAUCAGUCUGUCUCCUCGCAAGUUUAUGUUUAUGCAUUUUGUAGACCUGCAUCUAUAUCACUCGUAGAGGGAAGUUUUGGAGAGUUUCUAGUAGUAGCGUAUGAGGAUGUUUUAGUUCUCAUUUUGGCUAUCAGAUCAAUUCAAUCUUUUUUUUGGUCAUUUUCUUUUGUUGAAAUUAAAUCAGAAUCAUUCAACUCCACAAUCUAGUACAAUAGACUCUUUGAAUACCAGAUUUGUUUGCUAUUGUGGUAACAAAUUAAUCCACUGUUUAAGCGUUGUUUUU
Nicotiana attenuata is the source of this 960-nucleotide messenger RNA. Its product is annotated as 60S ribosomal protein L11-1-like. Gene Ontology annotation, biological process: translation. Gene Ontology annotation, cellular component: cytosolic large ribosomal subunit; ribosome. The transcript is spliced from 5 exons. Bases 109 to 654 code for a protein of 181 amino acids. Gene Ontology annotation, molecular function: RNA binding; structural constituent of ribosome. NCBI's taxonomy places the organism in Eukaryota, Viridiplantae, Streptophyta, Magnoliopsida, Solanales, Solanaceae. The record is from RefSeq and is a predicted model, not a curated record.